UGACAUGCACACAAAGAAUUUUAAUUUGUCGAACAAGUCGGAAUGCCCGUGAUUCCAAUUUUGUUGACCGCAAGAUUCACGAGAUAGGCAACGAUUAAAAAUGCGAUAAACGAAUGCUUUUAAUCUAGCAGUGAAAAUGUGCUCAUUAGGACGUAAAACUGCACCAACCGGCCCGGAAUGUGACUGGGAUUAACAAGAAAUGUUCUGCCUUGUUUUUGUUUGGUUUGCUCAAGGGGACAUUACUGAUGCUGGCAAAACAGCAAUCACAAACAAAAGCGGAAAAAACAAAUUGGCAAGAUACUGCCACAGGAGGUUUUCGUGCUUGAAUUGUUCAUUCAUGAAAAACAGAUUUUUUGCUCAUAAAACGCUUUGAGUGCAUUGGACAGUUAAGGAAAAAAAGUCGCAGAACAUGGCUAUCUACGCUGUUUUUCUCAUCGCAGUUUGUUUAUCGACGACCUCUGCUGUUCACAAGCCCUGUGGCGUAGGCCAGUGCAAGCUUGUUCUAGUUGGGCAAAACCCUGCCGUCGCAUUUCAACAGCUGGCUUCAGAAAAGGGCGUAAGGCUUGUCUACUUCAAUUUACAAAUCGGUAACAACAGCAUCCAUCCGCUGGAGUCAAGUGAAAGGUUUUUGGCCAAAACGUGGGUUUGGGCGAAGACAAUACGAGAGCCAAUGCUGCUCAUGACGGACGACGCACACGAUAUUCAUUCACUGGGUCUUUUAAGACGAAAAAAAAGGUACAUGACGGUGCAACUGGCGGAACAACCAGCUGGAUGUCUCGCUAAUUGGAACGUAUCUUGCCAGGACAAUGUCGUCGGGAAGACGUUGUUGAGUAAUGUCACGAACGUAAGCCAUGGUAACCGCUUGCCACCAACUGACUGUGUGUGUACAUUUCAUACGAAAAAAAUGUAUAGAGAAGGAUGGGAAACCGUGUGCUGCAGCGUGAAGGAAAUUACAGAAAAAAAUAGUACGGUCUAUCGUUGCGGGAUUGCUCCAGAAAAUGACUGGUUCGUCAAGCCGUUUCACAUCAUAUCUUUUUUCCUCCGAUAUAUUCUGGUGCUUUACGGCCCAGCAAUUUUUCUUUUACUGCCGGAUUGGAUUUUUAACCUUCUGCACGAAUGGAGCAAAGAAAAAGAGGAGUCUGAGGGCGCAAGAUACCGAGUUUCACGGCAACAACACAGCGAAAUGACCCAAGCUGAAAAUGAGAAUGAACAAGAAAUAAACUGGGAUAAUCCUGUGUCACCAAACCAACAAGAGAAUAUGCAAAUUGUUGAGACUGAACAAACAAUGGAGUCGGGGGACGAAGCAUGGGAAGAAGAAUUAGACAGAAUAUGCGAAGAAAAAUUAUCUGCUGUUCACGAAGCCCAGAAAGAGAUUGACUUUGAACUUCCUAUAGACGACAUGAGUCCUAUCACUUUAUGUACUCUUCUAAGCGAUUUCGUAAAGAAGCUUCCACUAACUCACAUGAACUUCAAUUUCAGAUUAUUACUUUUGUUUUUUGUUUUGUUUCCUGUUGUCGUACAUAUCAAACUUGCAGUGGUCUUCUUUUAUGAGUUAGAAUUUUAUCACGAGGUCUAUCGAAAAUUUAAUUACAGCUGGCCACUUCUAAUCCCUGAGAAUGAGUUCUCAUUUCAAUCCAUCGCAAGUGAGAAUUGGAGGACUAUAGCAGACCAACAAAUUUGUAUUGGAAUUAAUGCCGCCGUUUCCUGUUCAUUGUUUGUGAUUUUGACAUUGGUCAGACCAAAGGACUUGCUUUGUCGAAGAGCACUCGGGUGGUCGAUUUGUAGGGCUUCUAUCGCCGAUUCUGUCUUGAAUUCUGUUUCAUUAGGAGAAGACAUCAUUCACAACUUAACAAUACAACGUCUGCUAGUUUGCGAAUUAGCUUCCUCCGUGCUUGAGAUGUACAUGACUGUAUUAAAGAAAUGCUUGACGAAACUGACUUUACGGCGCAUUCGAGGAACACGACUAAAACGGGCUCUUCGAUCCUGUUGCGUUACUCUUUGCUUUUUUCCUGGGUUUCUUAUUGCUACAGCGCUCGGGAUAGCUUUUCUGCUGAUUUUUCUGAUCAGAUUUGUGCUUCUGUUAUUAUUUACAUCACCAUUUGUCACUUUUUUUAUGUUUGUCGUAAAAAAGGGGAUGGAUGCUUAUACUGACUUAGCAAGAUCGUUCUCCAGACACAUUGCAUUUAAGCCAGUCGUAUUGGUAUUCGUCAUUGCGUCUUGUCUUAUAAUUCUUGGUACGUUUCUAUACUUUUCAGUUCAUAUUGUUGCCAAAUCGGCGGUAGAAGUUAUGAUAAACACAUUUUUGUUUACAAUUAUGGCAGUAGUAUUAAACGUAGAAUUCGUGACUCCUUACGUAGCUUUUAUUCUGGUAGUGGCGAGGAACGUACAUCUAUGUUUUUUAAAUUUACAGAGCAGAUACAAAGAAGUCAAAGACAUGAUCUCAAAGCAUUGGGAAGAAGAGACAACUAAUUUGUUCUGGAUAAAAUGUGGCAAUAACGGCACUAUUCCGAAAGAACUCUUCUGGUUUGUCUGUAGCAAUGAAGAAUUGGUUUUUGAAGGGCAAAUUCUUCCCUUAAGAACGGAAAUCUGCUUCAUGUUGAGAGAUAUGGGUCUAAUUACAUUAUUCUUAGGCUUGUUUUUCUUCGCUGUACUAGUUUUUGAAACUAUGGAGGAAAUAUCAGCAGUGGUUUCCACUUUCUUUGUGUUAAUUAGUGGAGUAAUUCCAUCAUUAAUAUUCACCAAAAAGAAGCAGUUUAGCGGAUGGGAUAAAAUUAAGAUUGACAACAAAAUCAAGGAAGCAGUCCGCGCGUACGUACUCGCGAAAAUGGAAAAAAUACCUUUUCCUUACGAAGUCUCAGAACCACCAACCAGAAGCGGUUCUAGACCUUCAGAUACGGGGGAGGCCCGGUUUCAAACCCUGGAUCCACCACCGCCGACAGUCUGGCUUUCAGCGGUUUAGGCAGAUGUCUUGUUAGUUGCAAUUUAAAAAUUUUCCUUUUAUUUAAUUACGGAAUGUCAAACAAACUAAACAGAAC
Porites lobata is the source of this 3035-nucleotide messenger RNA. The record is from the annotation of a GenBank genome assembly. NCBI's taxonomy places the organism in Eukaryota, Metazoa, Cnidaria, Anthozoa, Scleractinia, Poritidae.